Fragaria vesca subsp. vesca is the source of this 778-nucleotide messenger RNA. RefSeq lists its product as uncharacterized. The transcript has 5 exons. The coding region runs from base 99 to 710 and encodes 203 amino acids. NCBI's taxonomy places the organism in Eukaryota, Viridiplantae, Streptophyta, Magnoliopsida, Rosales, Rosaceae. The record is from RefSeq and is a predicted model, not a curated record.
ACCCUAGCUAGCUCACUCCCCCUCGUUGGCGAUCGAAGAAGAGAGCUCUCUGCCCCUAUUGGUUCAAUAGAUCAACUUCCCCAUAAAUUUGUGAAAAGAUGGAAAAAUGUGCUGCGAUUCGUGAACGAACAACUGAACCCCCAGCAGGGUUAAAUCAACUAACCCCGGAGCUGAUCAAACUUGUGGAAGAAGCUCAGGUUCCAUUUUAUCCGGGUUGCAGAUACACGGUACACAAUUUAAUCAAUGAACUGAUGGAUGAUAUGCAGUCGUCUGAAUCAAAUGCAACAGGCACAUGCCUCAGAGAGACCGUUGGGCUUUUCAUACCUUCGAUGCCAAAAGGUGGGGAACAAUGGCAAAUCGCUGAGAUUGAUAAGCUGAUAUAUGCUUAUACCCUAAUCCGCUCUCUGAAGUCCCAUGGUGGUAAUGCAGAGCCAUCUUCCAAGGCUGCAACUAAUGGAAACAAGGUGCAGUGGAAUUUUCAACCAACAAUGAUAUCUGCCCAACAAUCUGAACUGGUCCCAAAUGCAACUGGUGGAACUUUUUUUGUGAGGGAUUCCAUCCAAGAUGGCUAUCCACAGUUGCAGAAGAAUUCUCGACCAACUUUGUCGUUGUUUCCACAACGCUCUGAACAGAUGUGCGCAGGCAGCGCAGCUCAGACUGGUAGGGCAAAGGGAAAGAUAUCACUGGGGGACAGCUCUACGCCAAAAUGAACAUGCAUUCGCGGAUGCAUGAAAACCUUGGUUUGUCUGUGUUUGGUCUAGAAAUGAAUAAUUAAGUA